AUGAAGGUCAUAACUUACUUCGCUGUUGUCACUGUAGUUGGUGCCGCCGUCGCACAGUUCGACCAGGUAAUUUCAAAUUUGUCUCGUUUUUUUGCAACUGAGAAAUUAUUUUAUUUUUGUGUUUAAAAUUUUCAUAGCUUCAUUUUGGUGGCAAACGGAGCUGUCAGUUUUUUAAUUUUUUUUGAACUCAGAAGAAAUUUUAGACUGUGGUGAAGAUAUUCAUAAAAAUAUUGUAGGAAAACGAAGAGAACUUCAUGAAGCGGUUCGACCCCAGCGCGUCCUAUGGUAAAGCAAAGAUUGGCUUCGACCCCAACGCCUUCCGCAUGAGUUUUGGAAAGCGAAGUGUUCGUUUUUUUUCUAGAUUCAAUCAAACUUUUUAACUUUCCGAGUUAAAGCAAAUUUCCGGGCGGCUGCGUUCUUUUGCAAGAAAAAAUUGCAAAUUUUUCCCUAUUAGUCAGCAGGAAGAAGUUCGAAAAGCGUUCUAAGUGUGACACACCUUGUGAUAUUUGCUUUUUUUUUCCUUCUGAACUUUUCAUUCAAAUAUAUUGCUCAAUUAUCAUCCACUUGAUGAUUAACAAGUUGCAUCCUGACUACUGUAAUCAGAAAGAAAACAACAUUACCACGCAUUUUAUUGAUAAUUAAGCCGUCAAUAAUUGGAAUGAUAGAUCAUUUCAGCCUCCACGAACCCCAGAACUGCUCCUGGCCUCCUUGAACGACGACGACGUACAGAAAUUCAAUGCGCGGAACUUCUUCGAAAGAAGAUGAACUCGACGUCAAAAAGUUCUUCCUGUCGUAAACAAUUUGCCUCCAGCCAUGCUCUACGAACUUAAGGAAAUAAACUAUUGUGUUAACUUUUUGAAAUUUUUUAAUGUUUGAAACGACUUGUUUUCAUGGAAUAUUCUCAGACAAAGCUUUUUUACUGGCGUUUUUCAUCUGACGUCUAGCACUGAGAAUUAUAAGAAACGACAGCUCGUUCACACGAAAACGACCGAGCGAAAAAAAAUUAUUUUUUGGAGGGUAGAAAGCGAAAAAGCAAAGUGCGUUGUAGUCAGACAAUACAAAUUUCUUUCAGCUGAUCCAAAAUGAUGUCUCUCACAAUGAAAGUUAUACAACAAGCUUUUCUUUUUGUAGUUGUGCAAAGCCAGCAGAGAAAAUAUUCUAUCAGGGCCAGGAAGGAUUUUUAAAGGAAAAAGACGCCAAAAGAUGUGUAUAGUCGGAACAGUUGGGAAGUUAUUUAUAAUUUUUCGCCAACAGUCCCACUAAUGGCCCCUUGAUAAGCUUGGCGUUAAAGGGAGUGGAAGCCAAGGUUGAGUUCUUCGUUAAAAACUUCAACAGUGUGGGAGAAUAUAUAAAAUAAUUUUACAUUCCCCGGUAGAACUAGAAAAUGUGAACCUCAAAAAGAAAGAAAACAGCAGAUUUGUGAGGAUUUCUGCCAAAAAUUUCUUUUGGAUAUGCCUUCAAAAACUCAAUCUCACGUCUAUAUCGACGCAUCAUGAUGAAUAUGAAUAAUUGAAAAAUUAAAUUGAAAGCUACACGAGACUCAAUCUAAUCGGUUCCAAAAGAGAUGUUUAAAUUCGAUACUUUUGGAGUAGUUGUUGGCAAACAAGGACUUGCAUUUUUGCUGUUAAUGCUCUUAAUACUCAAAGGCCUACACGGAAUGAAGACUUGUUCAUUCAAAAACUACUGUAUUUCAUCGAGGAACCGAUUUGAACCAAAAGAAAACCACGUUGAUCAGUUUAGUUCGAAAUAAAACGGAACUGUUGGAGAUAUUCACUUGUCAUCGAUCUCGCAUUUCAGCCCGUCCUUCAUACCUUUUUUCACAGAAACCAACUGUGGUUUAUUGAUUAUUCUUAUUGAUUAUUCUAUUUCAGCAAGUCUAUAUCAGUUCAUCGUGCAGGUAGAGCAAAUCUGGGGCGCGCUCCAGCGGACACGGGCGGUUUGCCGCGAAACGCCGCAACCAACGCCGCAACCCCUCACUCGUCAUUCUCCUUUCACCACGUGUUGUUUCUUCUGAUGGCAGUGUCAGAAAUGUCUUUUUUUGUUGUUUCGGUCGUUCAUCCCUUCAUUCCUUCAAUAUAUCUUCCACUUGCUGUUGAUUUCGGAUUUGUAAGAAAAAACUCAAGCCUGCAACAAUUUCAUUGGCCCAAUCAAAUCAUCAAAGUUCAAAGUUGAACAUUUAACGAAAAAAAAGUUUUCGGAUUGUCAUUGCUCUCAUCUUUGAACCAUUUCGUAUAGAUCUCGUCGCAAACUGUUGAGUUAACUGACACUUUCUUUUACAGAAUUGAUCAACUAAAAUGGAUCGCUUGAAGCAAAGUCCUUGGUAAUGGACAAAAUUCCGUGUUUUUGAAGCGCUGAACGUUUCAAGAUAGAGAUAAAGUGAGACAAUAUAGUUAGAUUGAUAAACGGUUAUUAGUUUCAGAACAAUCCACGAAGAAAGAGAGGAAGGAAGUCCCUGCGUUUUCCGACCGUUGGUAGCGACGAGUUCAUCUAGCCGGCGAUUGAAGAGAAGCGCCUAA
This is a messenger RNA of Caenorhabditis auriculariae, 2516 nucleotides long. Lineage: Eukaryota; Metazoa; Nematoda; Chromadorea; Rhabditida; Rhabditidae. The record is from the annotation of a GenBank genome assembly.